UCGCUCUCCAUCAGACAACGGGAGUCACCGGCGCUGGAAACACGCUCAGCCUUUUUUUCCUCAGCCGACGCUUAAACGUUCGCACCGUUCGUCGAAAACGCUGCCCUCAGGAGCGUCGUGUCAGCGAAGCGACAUGGGGGAUCGAGUGGCUUUACUCCUGCUGGCCUUGGCGGCUUCGGCUCUGGCCGUGGAGGUGCCUACAGAUGUUUCUAUGGGUCUGUUGGCAGAGCCCCAGGUGGCCAUGUUUUGCGGUAAGCUCAACAUGCACAUCAACGUGCGGAGCGGCAAGUGGGAGCCAGACCCCUCGGGCACCAAGAGCUGCAUCGACACCAAGGAGGGCAUCCUGCAGUACUGCCAGGAGGUGUACCCAGAGCUCCAGAUUACCAACGUGGUGGAUGCCAACCAGGCAAUCAGCAUCCAGAACUGGUGCAAGAAGGGGCGCAAGCAGUGUCGCAACCACAUGCACAUUGUGGUGCCCUACCGCUGCCUAGUGGGAGAAUUUGUGAGUGAUGCCCUGCUCGUUCCUGACAAGUGCAAGUUCCUGCACCAGGAGCGCAUGGACCAGUGUGAGAGCCACCUGCACUGGCACACUGUAGCCAAGGAGUCCUGCGGAGACCGCACCAUGAAUCUGCACGACUACGGGAUGCUGUUGCCGUGCGGCAUCGACCGUUUCCGAGGAGUGGAGUUUGUGUGCUGUCCCGCUGAGGCGGAGCGUGAUGCUGAUAGCACAGAGCAGGAUGCUGAUGAUUCUGAUGUCUGGUGGGGUGGAGCAGAGACUGACUACUCCGACAACAGUAUGGUGCGGGAGCCGGAGCCAGUGGAGCAGCAAGAGGAAACCAAGCCAUCUGUGGUAGAGGAGGACGAGGAGGAGGAAGUGGCCGAGGAAGAUGACGAGGAGGAGGAGGAGGAAGAGGACGUGCUGGACAACGAUCAGGACGGAGAUGGAGAGGAGGACGAAGAGGUGGUGGAGGAGGAAGAGGAGGAGGAGGAGGAAGAGGGAGACGACGACAUCAUCGAUACACUCGAUGACAACGACGACGCCGACGAGCCCACCACCAAUGUUGCCAUGACGACAACCACCACCACCACCACCGAGUCUGUUGAAGAAGUUGUCAGAGAUGUGUGCUGGGCCAAUGCAGAGACUGGUCCAUGCCGGGCCAUGCUGCCCCGCUGGUACUUUGAUCGUCAGGAGGGCCGCUGUGCUCAGUUUAUCUACGGUGGCUGCGGAGGCAACAGGAAUAACUUUGAGUCAGAGGAGUACUGCCUGUCUGUCUGCAGCAGCGUCAUACCCACAGCCACUCCCAGCUCCCCCGAUGCUGUGGACCACUACCUGGAGACGCCUGCUGACGAAAACGAACACGCCCACUUCCAGAAAGCUAAAGAGAGUCUGGAGGCUAAGCACCGCGAGAGAAUGUCCCAGGUGAUGAGGGAGUGGGAAGAGGCUGAGAGGGAAGCCAAGAACCUUCCACGUGCUGACAAGAAGGUUGUCAUCCAGCGUUUCCAGGAGAAGGUAGAAGCGCUGGAGCAGGAAGCAGCCAGCGAGCGCCAGCAGCUGGUGGAGACCCACAUGGCCCGGGUGGAGGCUCUGCUCAACGACCGCCGCCGUCUGGCUUUGGAGAGCUACCUGACUGCACUGCAGCAGGACCCACCCAGGCCCCGUCACGUCUUCAGCUUGUUGAAGAAGUACGUGCGCGCCGAGCAGAAGGACAGGCAACACACCCUUAAACACUUUGAACACGUACGCAUGGUGGAUCCUAAGAAGGCAGCCCAGAUUAGACCUCAGGUGCUGACCCACCUGCGUGUCAUCGAGGAGCGUAUGAACCAGUCUUUGGGACUUCUCUACAAAGUGCCUGGCGUGGCUGAUGAUAUCCAGGACCAAGUUGAGCUCCUGCAGAGGGAGCAGGCGGAGAUGGCCCAGCAGCUGGCCAACCUGCAGACAGACGUGAGGGUGAGCUAUGGCAACGACGCCCUGAUGCCCGACCAGGAGCUGGGAGACGGCCAGACUGACCUUUUGCCUCAGGAGGACACGCUGGCCCUGGGGGGAGUCGGCUUCAUCCACCCCGAGAGCUUCAACCAGGCCAACACUGAGAACCAGGUUGAGCCAGUGGACUCUCGCCCCAGCCUUGACAGAGGCAUCCCCACACGACCAGAAGGUGAAGCUAUUCCUGAGCUGCGGAUGGAGACGGAGGACAGACAGAGCACCGAAUAUGAAGUUCACCACCAGAAGCUGGUCUUCUUCGCAGAGGAUGUCGGCUCCAACAAGGGCGCCAUCAUUGGCCUGAUGGUUGGAGGCGUCGUCAUAGCAACCGUGAUCGUCAUCACCUUGGUGAUGCUGAGGAAGAAGCAGUACACCUCCAUCCACCACGGAGUGAUCGAGGUGGAUGCUGCCGUCACCCCUGAGGAGCGCCACCUGUCUAAGAUGCAGCAGAACGGUUAUGAGAACCCAACCUACAAGUUCUUUGAGCAGAUGCAGAACUGAGGAGAAUGUCACAUGUACACACACACACACACACAUGCACACAUACACACAUGAAAACAUCUCCUCCCACACAUCACGCACCUUCCCUCUCCCCCAUCCUCCCCCCUCGACCGGUCCCACGUCUCCAAAAGGCAGUGUGGCAUAGAUCAUGGAGUGACUGAAAUAGUCAGUUACGAGCAUACGGAGCGACUGUAGCCGGGGUUUCUUUCAUUUCAGCCUGGGCGUACACCGCGGCCGAGCCAGUUUGCACCAAGUUUGUUCACUUUAUUGGAGCAAGACGCCUUUUAAUUAAAGAAAGGAGUUUUUAUAUGUUGCUCCGUCUGGGCCUGCUGAUGUAUGGGGGGGGGAAAUAUAAAAAGGCCCCGCCCAGGGCAUCGAAACAAACCCGCUCUCUGGGGAAAGAAGCGUGUCCUCGCCACACUGAUUCAGGGCCAGUGUAUAGUUGGGUUUUGUUUUUUUGUUUGUUUUUUUUUGGCUUGGGACGGUUUUAGGUGUGGACUUGUGUAGGCAAAUCUGACCACUGAUCAGUCGGGUUACAGGCGCGUGCUGACCUGGUCCUCAUUUAUAAAAAGCGGUUGCGUGCAGAAUCACUUCAAAUCAUUCUUCAACAUGUAUUCAUUUGUUUGGAUCCUAUUCUUUGUAAUGAUUAUAGAAUGAAAUAUAUGCGUAAGUCAGCCAACGGGGUUUAUUAUAAAUGAGGCCCAGUGUUUCCCCAUCUACUGCACCACUACUGCACUCUCCCUACAGUCUACACUGGAGUACAAGUGAGCCUCCUCCCCCCCUCCCCUCCUCCUCCUCCCCCCUCCAUCCCUCCCUCCAUCCUCUUUUCUUUGCGCAUUCUUACGACAGCUGGGCUGUGUUAAGUCACACAAAGCUCUUAAGGAUAACUGGAGAUGCUGAUGAUAAUGAAUAUGUUGACGACGACGACGACGACGACGGUAGUAAUUAUGUAUUCUGAAUGAGCUGUUUUUAUUUUACAGUUUUUCUCUUAUCGUUUC
Stegastes partitus (bicolor damselfish) is the source of this 3477-nucleotide messenger RNA. It is a transcript of the gene appa, whose product is annotated as amyloid beta (A4) precursor protein a. The transcript is spliced from 17 exons. Gene Ontology annotation, biological process: central nervous system development; axonogenesis. Gene Ontology annotation, cellular component: cell surface; plasma membrane; early endosome. The record is from RefSeq and is a predicted model, not a curated record. Gene Ontology annotation, molecular function: transition metal ion binding; serine-type endopeptidase inhibitor activity; signaling receptor activator activity. The coding region runs from base 134 to 2479 and encodes 781 amino acids. NCBI's taxonomy places the organism in Eukaryota, Metazoa, Chordata, Actinopteri, Pomacentridae.